CGGUCAGGCCCAAUUGCGUGUCCUCGACGGUACUAGGCUCUGCGGGCGGCAUGGCUCUGCCGUAUGAGGGCGCGCGAAAUCUUGCUCCUGCGUCCUGCGUCCUAAGUCUGCGUCCACGUCUGCAACUUUUUGGCUAGGAAUCGAGCGUUGUGUAGCGUCGGUAGAGCAGGGGGGAAUAGAGCGGCGGUGGUAAGCGGGGCGGAUUCGGAUUCGGAUGCAACGUCGUGUACUUCUGGCACAGGCACAAAAGAGGUUGCGACACACUCUGGACAAGCGUCGAGUCGGCCGCGGCGCGCGGCUUCAUUGUCUCGAGAUGGCAAAAGGCAGUGUCGAAGCCCAAUGCGAUGGUAACAUGGCAAGAAAGAAGGAGGGAAGGGAGAAGAGGAGUGGAAGAUUAGGAGAGUUUCGAGAAGUCUUAGAAAUUCGGCCGGACGGACUCUUUGAUGAUUCUCGAAGCUGGAUAAGGGUUGGCCCGGGGCAGGGUUCGCACAGAAGAUGGAGGGGAGAUGGAUGGCUGAAUUACCCUGUAUCCAGGUUCUUUCGAAAUUUCUGUGAUACAACCGGCAAACGACCUACUCUUUCUUCACCCUUAUUACCUGGGACCUAUUAUCUACCACACCUAUUUUGUUUCCUCGGCGCAAUCGCAAUCUCGAAUCCUUCAAAGCUGCAGUAACGGCGGUCAGCUGCAGUAGUCUCUUUCCCCCCCGCAAAGGUAAAACGUCAUGAAUAGUUUUUUGAAGUUUUUUAGGUUUUUUUUUCUUUCUUCAGUUCUUUUUUUUGCUUCUUCUUAAUAGAAAUAAUCGUAUUAAUAUAUGAUUUCGUCC
Annulohypoxylon maeteangense is the source of this 824-nucleotide messenger RNA. RefSeq lists its product as uncharacterized. The transcript has a single exon. Bases 215 to 673 code for a protein of 152 amino acids. NCBI's taxonomy places the organism in Eukaryota, Fungi, Ascomycota, Sordariomycetes, Xylariales, Hypoxylaceae. The record is from RefSeq and is a predicted model, not a curated record.